AUGCAUACAUUUAAUCGAUUGCGUUCAAAAAUUCAUCAUGAAUCUUCUCAUCCGUCGAGAACCACACCAGCGUCAUUAUCAACAAAAUUAACAACACAUUUCAUUCCUUCAGCAACUGCCGAUUCUGCUAAUACUACACCUACUCAAUCUAUUAGCAUCUCAGCACCUAUUAUUAAUUCGAAAGACAAGGUUAUAAUUAUCGACAAAGAUCAGACAAAUAAGAGUCGUAAUGAAGAGCAGAUAUCAGUUGUAGACGACGACAACAUCGAAGAACAACUAAUCUCAUCAGAAGAAACAGAAAAAAUGUCUGGUGAAUGUACACAUCUUGAUGAUCAGCCCGUAUCGUCCACAUCAACAUUAAGUAAUUCAUCAUCGUCAUCAAUACAGAAUAUCGAAGUCACGUCAAUAAUGGUAGGUGCUAGUACGCGCGAAGAAGUUUUAACAAAUUGUAAAGCAACAGCAAUGAUUUACAAUGAUGCACAAAAGAAAUGGAUACAUUGUGCAUCGAAUGGACCAGCGAAAAUUCAGAUCCUGUUUACACCAGACACACAAACAUAUCGUAUAGUGGGCCGGCAAAUUCAAGAUCACGAAGUUGUUCUAAAUCAUUUAAUAAACAAAGGGAUUAAAUAUAAUCAAGCAACACCUACGUUCCAUCAAUGGCGUGAUCAAUCAUCUGUUUAUGGUCUUAACUUUGCCUCGAAACUCGAUGCGCAAGAAUUUGGUACAACUAUGACGAAAAUUCUUGAAAGUGUCAAUGGCUCUACUAAUCUAUCUUCUCAUACCAAUACUAAUGGCGGAGUUACUCUUCCAUCGUCGACACAACAGAAUAAUAAUAACACAAACAGCACAUCGACAUAUAAACGUCAAACGAGCCAACCGUCUACAAUUUCUUUUCCUCCUACAGCAACCACAGUAUCCAUCAAUUCUACAUCUUCUCCUUCUGUUACUGUAUUCGAUCCAACACAACAACAACAACAACAUCCGCCACAUCCACAGCAGCAGCAACAGUUACACUCGUCAUCGUCUUACAAUAAUCAGUUGCGUCCGAGCUUGAACUCAAUAAAUUCGACAUUAACGGGCCCCAGUAAUAAUAAUAACAACAGCAACCACCACCACACUACGCAGCAUACCCAACAUCAACAACCACCUGAAGAAGAAGAAACAAAUUACGCACUUAUUUCCGAUUCGCUUUCAUCCUACGGUGAUAAUUUAAACAAUAAAAACAACAAUAUUCCACAAGCUCCACCUCUAAAUCUUUCCAUGUCUACCGGCAGUGCACCACCACCUGCUCCACCACCACCCCCACCAGCUGCCCCUCCUCCGCCCCCUCCAAUGCCAAGUAACUUGGGAGCUGGUCAACCUUCUGCACCUUCACUUGUCCUUCCAACUUCAAACGGAAGCAAUGGCACUAGUACACCACGCAAAUCGAGCACCACGGCACCACCGAUGGAUCUGAUGUCUGAGAUGGCAGCCAAAUUUGCUCAACGACGUAAACAGGUCGAUGAAGGAGAGAAACCAGAUUCAUCUAAUGUAACCAAUUCAGUUAAAGCAUCUUCGAAAACAGUGCCUACUUCAACUCUACCUCCAACACCAGUUGCACCAUUACAAACUUCACCACGCAUUAAUCGCAAAAUGAGCGAGUCGCAGACAGGUCCACACAUCACCGCUAACGAUUUGGAAAAGUUAAAAACUGAUAUCCUGACUGAAAUACGAAAGGAUAUCGAGAAGGCCAAACAAGAAAUUCUCACUGCUUUAGUCGAUCGUCAGAAAACGAUAAGAAAAUAA
This is a messenger RNA of Adineta ricciae, 1785 nucleotides long. The record is from the annotation of a GenBank genome assembly. NCBI's taxonomy places the organism in Eukaryota, Metazoa, Rotifera, Eurotatoria, Adinetida, Adinetidae.